AUGAAAUGGACUAAAUAUUCACGUCAGCAUAUUAUGGGAAAUUGGUGGUGUAUCAUAAUGGGAAUUUUCUUAAAUUGCCAAUUUAAAAAUCAACAAAUUACUGUUUUAUCUCUCCAUGAAGAUAGCCUAAAAUCGAUUUAUAUUGGUGGAUCUUUUUCACUCGAUGGCGAUGGAACUAGUGUUGGUGACUGUCUAAUUGCUACUCAUUUUGCUUUAGAACAUAUUAACAAUAAUUCUAAUAUACUGCAAGGGUAUAAUUUAAAAUUGAUUUCGGGUAAUGCUAGGUGCAAUGCUGGUGUUGGUAUGAAGGUCUUAUUCCAUCAAUUGAGUACACCUCCGAAGAAGCUUAUGAUAUUGGGAUCUGCUUGCUCCACUGUAACCGAACCAAUGGCACAAACUUCCAGAGAAUUCGACCUUGUUCAGAUUUCCUAUGCAUCAGUAUCACCAGCACUUAGCAACCGAAAAUUUUAUCCUAAUUUUUUUCGAACGCGUUCAUCGGAAAAUGAACGAAUCAAACCUAAUUUCUCUAUCCUAAAACGAUUUAACUGGAAAAAUAUCGCUGUAAUGGUGGAAUCAAUCAACUUGUAUACCUCGCUAGCAGAUCGUAUCAUUAGUAUAGCCAACUCAUCUGGAAUCAAUAUUGUUGUUUCAUAUACAUUUGAAACAAAUAAAGAUCCGUUGCAAGGACUAAGCGUAAUCAAGAAAUCUUCUGUUCGAAUAAUAUACACCGGCUUCUUCCCUUCGCCAGGCCGCCGUCUAUUAUGUCGUGCUUACCAUCUGGGUCUAACUCCACCAAAGUACACUUGGAUUGGCCCUGGUUGGUUCACCCAACCCUACUGGUGGAGAGGACGCGAUAGUGGCAAAGUUGUUAUUGGCAAUGUAGAAUGUAGUGAUGCUGUUAUGGAUAGUAUGGUGGAAGGAUUUUUCUCUGCUGAUCCUUUACCACUAUCGCCCAACAAACUACCGACAGUUUCUGGCCUGACACCUGGAGAAUGGAUACAAGAUUAUGACAUAUAUCGUCAACAGCCCCAGUUUCAUGAAUUUCUAGGAGGCAAAAAGUUCGCUGGAUUUACAUAUGAUGCAACUUGGGUUAUAGCUUUAGCCCUUAACAAUUCUAUGCAACGUCUAGUAGAGAAUAAUAAGACUUUAGAGGAAUUCGAUUAUAAUGAUAAAGUGUACCUGGAUAUCUUCAGGUCGGAAAUGGCUAAAACUAAAAUUGAUGGUGUGACGGGUCCAAUCGCGUUUACUGAAGCAGGAGAUCGAUUAGGAGUUGCAAUGCUGGGAAGACUAGAAAAGGGAAAGAAUGUCGAGAUUGGAUUAUACUAUACAGAAACGGACAAUGUAGUGUGGAAUAAUUCUGUCAACAUUAGCUGGGGAACUAACGACGGGAAACCACCAAUUGAUCUACCAGCUAUUAAAAUUCACAAAGAUACUGUUCCACUCUUCCUAUAUAUUACUAUGGUAGUGCUAUCUGGAUUUGGAAUAGCCCUGGCAUUGUUUUUUAUGACAUUUAAUAUGUUAUAUCGAAAUAAUAGAAUUAUCAAAGUAGCUAGUCCAAAUAUCAACAAUAUCAUUGCCGUUAGUGCCAUAUUCUGUUACCUAUCCAUUAUCUUUCUUGGUAUGAAUGCGGAAUCGGUCGGUACAAAUAAGAUCUUAUUGCGAACCGCUUGCUGGGCUAGAACAUGGUUACUCUUACUUGGGUUUAUGACAGGAUUUAGUGCAUUAUUCACCAAGACUUGGCGUUUGCAAGUUAUUUUUUCUAAUAGAAGUGCUAAAAGCAAGGUUAUUACGAAUCAGCAAUUGUAUUUAUUUAUUGCUAUGAUAGUCCUGGUCGGUAUCGUUAUUCUAACGGUGCAAGCAGUUAUCGAUCCGAUUCGAAUCAUAGAACGUAAUACUACGGAGGAAACUAGCUUGAAUGACGAUAUAAUAAUUAUCCAUAACAGCAUUACUUGCUCGACUAAUAUGCCCGCUGUAUGGCAGAUAACUAUGUUAGGCAUUAACGGAGUUCUGUUAGCUUUUGGGUUAUCGCUGGCUUGGAGAACUCGUAAUAUCUACAUUACUGCUGCGAAUGACUCAAAGUAUAUAGGUUUAGCUAUUUAUAAUGUCAGUGUUUUCGCUGGAACAGCAGUUGUUGUGGGAUUAGCUAUUGUUAAAAUUAAACGGCAAGGAUUAUCUAUAUCACGGAUUGGAACUCUGGAAAACCGACCUAAAUCGACAAUCAGAUCGAGAGGAGUCACAAAUACAGUGCAGUCUCAGACAGGAAGAUCCACUGAAGACAUUGUAAAAGAAAAAGAUGAUGAAAUUAUUGAAUUGCAUAAAACAAUUGAGGAAUUGAGAGCCUCCAUAGAAAUAAUCAGAAGUAAGGCUUUUGAUACAAGACAUGAGGCCAUUGCAAUAGUAGGGGUAAGCUGCAGUAAAUUAUAA
Messenger RNA from Trichoplax adhaerens, 2424 nucleotides. RefSeq lists its product as uncharacterized. The record is from RefSeq and is a predicted model, not a curated record. The transcript is spliced from 17 exons. Gene Ontology annotation, cellular component: G protein-coupled receptor heterodimeric complex; membrane. Gene Ontology annotation, biological process: G protein-coupled receptor signaling pathway; gamma-aminobutyric acid signaling pathway. Bases 1 to 2424 code for a protein of 807 amino acids. Gene Ontology annotation, molecular function: G protein-coupled GABA receptor activity. NCBI's taxonomy places the organism in Eukaryota, Metazoa, Placozoa, Uniplacotomia, Trichoplacea, Trichoplacidae.